Molecule: messenger RNA, 1017 nt
Organism: Humulus lupulus (European hop)
Lineage: Eukaryota; Viridiplantae; Streptophyta; Magnoliopsida; Rosales; Cannabaceae
Exons: 1
Coding region: 1-1017 (338 amino acids)
Source: RefSeq, a predicted model, not a curated record
AUGACUGAGACAGUCAUUAUUUUUGUGCUAAUCUAUGUGGACGACAUAAUAGUUACUGGUAAUAAUGUGGCUGAGUUGAAUGACUUUAUUGUCAGGCUGAACAAACAUUUCUCUCUUAAAGACUUAGGAGCACUUCAUUAUUUCUUGGGCAUAGAGGCUUACAGAGAUGAAACAGGGCUAUACCUCACGCAGACUAAAUAUAUUGCUGAGAUUUUGGACAGAUAUGACAUGUUGAAUGUGAAACCGUGCCCAACUCCUAUGAUAACUGGAAAAACGCUGUCAAAAACUGAUGGAACAAUGCUCUCAAAUCCCACAAUGUACCGCAGUGCAAUAGGAGCCUUACAAUAUUUGUGCCAUACUCGGCCAGACAUUGCAUUUGCAGUAAAUAAAUUGAGCCAGUUUCUGCAGACUCCAACAACAAGUCACUGGAGUGGAGUUAAAAGAGUCUUGCGAUAUCUAAAAGGUACAUUGCAUUAUGGACUACAUAUAAGUUACUGUGAAAGACUAAACUUAGUGGGAUAUUCUGAUGCGGAUUGGGGAUGUUGUCCCGAUGAUAGGAGGUCAAUUGCUGGUUAUUGUGUUUAUUUAGGUGAUUCACUUGUGUCGUGGUCAUCCAAGAAGCAAGCCGUUGUUUCCAGAUCGAGUACUGAAUCUGAAUAUAGAGCACUAGCACAUGUAGCCUCGGAAAUAACAUGGAUUAAGUCCUUAUUGAAGGAGUUUCAGUUCAAGCUGCUCGAAAGACCUGUUACUUGGUGUGAUAAUAUUAGUGCUAGUGCACUAGCCUCCAAUCCAGUAUACCAUGCAAGGACCGAGCAUAUUGAGAUUGAUGUUCAUUUCGUUAGGGACAAAGUGCUGAAAAAGGAACUUGAAAUCAGAUACAUCCCAACUUCAGAUCAGAUUGCAGACUGUUUAACAAAGAGUAUUACUCAAUCAAGGUUUCAGGUUCUUGUUGACAAACUUGGUGUGAAGAUCUCACCCCAUCGUUUGAGGGGUGGUGUUAAGAACCUGAAUGGUUAA